This is a messenger RNA of Danio aesculapii, 6008 nucleotides long. RefSeq names its product solute carrier organic anion transporter family, member 4A1 (gene slco4a1). Gene Ontology annotation, molecular function: protein binding. The record is from RefSeq and is a predicted model, not a curated record. The coding region runs from base 362 to 2590 and encodes 742 amino acids. The transcript is spliced from 13 exons. NCBI's taxonomy places the organism in Eukaryota, Metazoa, Chordata, Actinopteri, Cypriniformes, Danionidae. Gene Ontology annotation, biological process: transmembrane transport; sodium-independent organic anion transport. Gene Ontology annotation, cellular component: membrane.
UUAAUCUGAGAGCUCACCGUUUUAUAACAUCUACAGUCUAAGCGUUUAUUCAUGGAUUUACGGAGAGAGAGACAAAGCACGCGAAUGUGAAAGGCAAUGCCAGAACUGUGGAAAAUGGAGGAGUGCAUCCGUAGCGUGACAACUCAAGAUCUCAGACCCUUGUAGACCACUGAGUAAUGAGAAUUAAACUUUCCAAGAUCUGAAUGACUUCAGUUUAAACGUAAAGAAACCCCAAAGAGUUCUCCUCACCCAGAGGCUGCCAACGCAUCAUCCAGCAAGAAAUUAAUAAUCAGAUUUUCUAGUGGAGGAGUUUUGUUUUCUUAUCCUUCAUAAAUUCUGUCCCAGCGCCCCUGUUGGGGCCAUGCCCCACCUGUUGAACAAUGACACUUCCUUCAGCUCCAAGCAAGAGCUUCUGGUCCUACAUAACAGUCCAUUGGGACCCAGUCCAGACACUCCCAGUCCUGUGGAGUCCCAGGACUCUGGUUCAGGCAGCCCGUCUGGAGAUGCCCACACUCCACUCCACAAUACAGGCAAACUAGGGCUGGAGCUCACAGAUCCCCCAAUUGGGUUGAAGUUUGUCCCAACAGACUCUGAGAAUCUGUGUGGAUGGGGAGCACUGACCCCGCGGUGUAUCCAAACAUUCAACACCCCACGAUGGGUUCUGUUCUUCCUCUGUGUGGCCUCCUUCCUCCAGGGCAUGAUCAUCAACGGCUUCAUCAACACCGUCAUCACCUCAAUUGAGAGACGUUUUGACCUGCGCAGCUACCAGGCAGGACUCAUUGCAAGCUCCUACGACAUUGCUGCUUGUUUGUGCCUGACAUUUGUGAGCUACUUUGGCGGUACUGGUCAUAAGCCUCGAUGGCUGGGUUGGGGUGUGCUUGUCAUGGCUCUGGGCUCUCUAGUCUUUGCCUUGCCCCAUUUUACCACACCGGCCUAUCAGGUGAGAGUACCAGAGCGCCUGGGACUGUGCUCAGAAAAUCACACAGAGACGUGCGUUGGCGAGGAAGGUGGGCUCUCGGCGUACCGAUAUGUGUUUAUGCUGGGCCAGUUUCUUCAUGGCGUUGGGGCAACCCCACUAUACACCCUUGGGGUCACAUACCUAGAUGAGAAUGUCAAGUCAAACUACGCACCAGUAUAUAUAGGGAUCUUCUACACAGCUGCCAUUGUAGGACCUGCAGCCGGAUACCUGCUGGGUGGAUUCUUUCUCAACAUUUACACUGAGAUUGGCCAAACGACAGAACUAACACCUGAAAACCCGCUGUGGGUUGGAGCUUGGUGGAUUGGUUUCCUGGCAGGAGGGGCGGCAGCUCUGCUUAUCGCUCUGCCUAUUCUGGGUUACCCACGGCAGCUGCCAGGCUCUCAGCGCUAUGUGGCCAUGCGUGUCUCAGAGGCUCACCAGCUAAAGGAUGGCAGUCAGGUCACAGCAUCUGAUCCUCAGUUUGGAAAAACUGUAAAAGACAUGCCCAGGUCAAUGCUGCUUCUAUUAAAGAACCCUACCUUCAUCUUUCUGUGUCUUGCUGGUGCUACAGAGGCCACUCUCAUAGCUGGGAUGUCCACGUUUGGCCCCAAAUUUCUAGAAUCUCAGUUUAGUCUGAGUGCUUCGGAGGCAGCAACCUGGUUUGGGUAUAUGGUAGUGCCAGCUGGCGGAGGUGGCACCUUCCUGGGUGGCUUCAUUAUAAAGAAGCUGAACCUUCGCUGUCGUGGGAUCAUCCGUUUCUGCAUGCUGUGUGCACUUGUCAGUCUCAUGGCUAUCUUCAUCUUCUUGGUGCACUGUCCUAAUGUGCCCAUGGCUGGGGUAACCAUCUCAUACUACAGCAACGUAACACACAACCACAACAGCGCCCUCUACCUGCAGAAAGACAAAAACAACAGCAGCUUCUCAGAUCUGAGCAACCUGACCGUAGGCUGUAACGUUGGAUGUCACUGUGUAGAGGAGUCAUUCAACCCUGUGUGUGGUGCAGAUGGAGUGAUGUAUUUCUCUCCCUGUCAUGCCGGCUGCAGUUCCCUCAACCACACCUUUGGUCCAAGAGGCAGACAGGUGUUCUCUGGCUGCAGCUGUGUGGCUGGGAAUAUAUCAUGGGGAGAGCAGGGUUUUGCUGAAGAAGGGAGAUGUGUGUCGUCCUGCAAUCACAUGCCGGCCUUCCUCACCUUCCUCUUCAUCCUCAUCUUCUUCACUUUCCUCUGCAGCAUCCCUGCACUUACUGCCACACUGAGGUGUGUUCCUGACAGUCAGAGAUCAUUUGGACUGGGAAUCCAGUGGAUUGUGGUCAGAACUCUGGGUGGGAUCCCGGGCCCCAUAGCGUUCGGCUCUGUGAUCGACAUCUCCUGCCUGCUGUGGGAGGAGCAGUGUGGGGAAUACGGUUCCUGUUACCUGUACCACAACUCAGCCAUGAGUCAGUACUCGCUCGUCGCCGGCAUCAUCUACAAGGUUUUAGGCACUUUUUUCUUCUUGCUGGCCACCCUGCUUUACCAGCCGCCCCCUGAGUCUCCUCAGAGCAGCUGCGAGAGCACAGAUGUAGGAGAGAGCAGAGACCUCCCCAUCAAAGACCACCCUGCUGAAAUCAUCUCCAACCCACAUGCCAAAUUAUGACCCUAGUCCACAUCUGCACUGACAACUCACCUCAGAGAAUGUGUGUAAGGAUGAGAAUGAGUGUAAGGUCAAACACCAUCACUGUGCCCUGACUUUUUGACUGGACAUCCUUCCCAACAUACACUUGUGAAUUAUAAACUAGAUCAACCUUGAGAGGGAAAGCCUCCGUCACAACGAUAGACCAAAGGUCAGCGUGAAACACACUGUAUUUUACAGUGUCCUUGUUACAGUGUAAUUGUAUAUUUGAGGGGGUAGUUCACCCAAAAAUAAACAUUCUGUCAUUUACCCAUCCUUUACUUGUUCCAAAUUUGUUGGUUUCUUUAGGUGUACGCAAAAAGACGAUAUUUUGAGGAAUGUUUGCAAGCAGCAGCCAUUUGUUUUUUUUUUACUAUGGAUGUCAGUGACUGCUGGUUUUCAACAUUCUUCAGAAUAUCUUCUUUUGUGUUCAACAGAAACUCAUAAAAGUUUGGAACCACUUGAGGGUGAGCGGAUAUUGAGGAAAUGUACAUGUUUGGGUGAACUUUGCCUUUAAGGUGAGACACUGCAGGCAAAAAAAAAUUUGCUUUAAUUUCAGGGCAAUGAAAAGAAUACAAUCAAAAUUCACUAUUAAGAUUUUUUUAACACUUUAAAAAUAUGUGUCUGUAGAUUUAGGUUGUAAUACACAUUUUUAAAGACAAAAUCCUGUCAAAAUUAGCUUUUUAUCCUCCUCACUGAGCCACAAAUCUUCACUUCACCAGUGCUAAAAGUACAUAUAUCAAGCUGUGCAGUUAUAUUCAUACCUACUGUAUAUAGACUGUACAUAAUUUGCCUGAUUAUAUACUUGUACUAUUAGGUUUAUAUGUAAUAUGUCAUAAAUGAAAACAGAAUUUUGAACGUCAUCUAUGGUUUAGACCUUUUUGCUGGACUUUUAUGCAAAUCAGCACAUAUUUAAUUAAAUAAAACCUCAUUUGAAUAUUUAAACAUUUCUUUUUUACUUUUAAUACAAAAAAACACAGCAAUUCUUCGUGGAACUGUGGCAGAGGUCAGCUAGUGAAUAGCUGUGCAGGUAAACCUCACUCCUCUGACAUCUAAACGUGCUCUAGCUAGAAGCCAUGGUCUUUAGCCUCCUUGUUAGAGCAACCAACUCCCAUAUGAAGAAUCGCGAUCCCAGCUCAGAGCGGGAUGGGUGCAGUAGGACCAGCUGGGUUACAUUGGUGCAGUGACCCGGAUGGGAGUGAGGUUUAGGGGGUGAGUGUGGCACAGGCCAGCUAGUGAAGUGCUGUGCAGGUAAACCUCACUCCUCUGACAUCUAAACGUGCUCUAGCUAGAAGCCAUGGUCUUUAGCCUCCUUGUUAGAGCAACCGACUCCCAUAUGAAGAAUCGCUAUCCCAGCUCAGAACGGCAUGGGUGCAGUAGGACCGGCGGGCUUACAUUGGUGCCGUGACCCGGAUGGGAGUGAGGUUUAGGGGGGUGAGUGUGGCAGAGGCCAGCUAGUGAAGUGCUGUGCAGGUAAACCUCACUCCUCUGACCUCUAAAGGUGCUCUAGCUAGAUGCCAUGUUCUUUAGCCUCCUUUUUAGAGCAACCGACUCCCAUAGGAAGAAUCGCAAUCCCAGUUCAGAGCGGGAUGGGUGCAGUAGGACCGGCGGGGUUACAUUGGUGCAGUGACCCGGAUGGGAGUGAGGUUUAGGGGGUGAGUGUGGCACAGGCCAGCUAGUGAAGUGCUGUGCAGGUAAACCUCACUCCUCUGACCUCAAAAGGUGCUCUAGCAGCAGACGCUAGACGCCAUGGCUCAUUGUUAGAGCAACCGACUUCCUUGCGAAGAAUUGCUGGUUCGAUCCCAGCUCAGAAAGGGAUGGGUGCAGUAGAAGCAGCGGAGUUACAUAAUCAACUGACUGUAAAAGUAUGGUGAUAAGUUUUUUUUAUUUCAUUCACCUGCAGUGUCUUGCCUUGAAUUUUGAGUUAUAUUAACUGACAAUAUGUACUUGAUAUAAAGAUUAUUAUGCAUAAUUUACUGUUUCAAGUGCAUGUAACUAUGAUACUGUAAAAUAUGGUUUUACCCAAACAAAUUACAAAAACUAAAGCAAAAGCUAAUUGAAAUUGAAUGAUGUAAACUGACAUUAUUUAUAUGAAUUAAAUUAAAGAUUAGAGCAUUUUGUAAGGAAAAAGCCAUAGGUGAUUUGAAAAAAGAGCACUUAAUAUAAAUGUAACACAAAGAGAGAUAAUAUGAAGUGUUACGCUUUUAUAAAUUGUAGAAAAUGAUUAAUACAAAUGCUGCUCAGUUACAGUAUCCAUGAAGGAAAACUGACAAUUAGUUGCAAACUGUGCCUUUAAUGAGUUUUGCAUCAAUCAGCACAGUUAGAACAGAAAAAAAAAGAUCCUAAUGUCCUACUCAUAAACCCUUAAAUCUCUCUAAAUUGCACUUUAAUCUCACUUCACUGAUGGAAAACAGCAUCUAAACCAUGUACAGUAGUGAAAUAUGUGCCAUUAAGCUGCAUUUUGUCCGUAACACAUAGUUCUAGGAUGGCAUUCUGUUACCAUCUAAAGCAUGUAAGAUUUUUUAUAUUUCAUUUUCAUUCAUUUUGAAUAAAAUGUGGCAAAAUACUGUAGCUCAGGAAUGAGCAGGACAAGCUUCGGUGUCACAUAGAGAUGCAAAGGAGAGAUGAAGGUUUACAAAAUUACCUUUUUGCAACUGUAUGCCAGGUGGGAGUUUCCAGAAAAGCACUUCACUUUGAGAUUACACUGGAAAAUAUUAUUGCACUGAUUUUUUUUAGCUAUAUUUACAGUAGAAUGGCACUGUAAAACAUGAAAGGACAAAGUUAUUGGUUGUUUGAAUAGCAUUUUAUAUUCCUUUUUGUACGUAUGUAGCAAGAUUUUUUUGUUUUGUUUUGGAACAUUGAAGUACCACAAGCUGCUUAAAUCCAAAUAUAAGAAGCGUAACUAACAUCUCUGUUAAUUUAAUAUACAUCUACAUUUAAACUUCAUUUGUGGGGUUUAACUAAUGCAUCUUACCAAUGAUACACUAUGUUGAGGUUUUUUUAUUUAUUAUUAUAUGCAUUUGUUAUGAUUACUUUUCUCAUGUUUGUUUUUUGUUUGCUAAUGUGACGGAUUUAGAAUGAUUACAUCGACUCUCAUAUGACAAACCCUGAAUGACAAUGAUGCACUCAGAAGUUGAAGAUUUGCACAAUGAAUUUGAACAUGCAACAACAAAGCGUGGCAUGAUGUUUGUAUUUGACUCGUGUUGGUUUUUGUGUAUUUUUUUACCCCAACAACUUGUCACAAAAGGAGUUUGUGAGUGGGCCUGUUCUUGUCUUUAUUGAUAAGUUUGCGUGAUUUUCUUUUCAAACCAUUGUGUUUCUAAUCACCUGCUUUGUAAUUAGUUUUGGUACUUUCUUUGUCAAGUAAUUUUUAUGCAGCUGUUUCGAUAAAAGUUUUAAGCAA